Carlito syrichta (Philippine tarsier) is the source of this 1052-nucleotide messenger RNA. RefSeq names its product mitochondrial ribosomal protein S9 (gene MRPS9). Gene Ontology annotation, molecular function: RNA binding; structural constituent of ribosome. Gene Ontology annotation, cellular component: ribosome; mitochondrial small ribosomal subunit. The record is from RefSeq and is a predicted model, not a curated record. NCBI's taxonomy places the organism in Eukaryota, Metazoa, Chordata, Mammalia, Primates, Tarsiidae. Bases 1 to 879 code for a protein of 292 amino acids. Gene Ontology annotation, biological process: translation. The transcript has 8 exons.
AUGUGGCAGUAUGAAGUUCCUGGCAAAAUUCCUCAGGAGAAAAGAAUGUGGAUGGUGGCAGAGACAUGUCCCUUCUACUUUAAGAAGUGGUGGCCAUCAAUCCAGUGGGGAGAAGAUGGCCGUCCAUUUCAUUUUCUCUUCUAUACUGGCAAACAGUCAUAUUAUUCAUUAAUGCAUGAUGUGUAUGGAAAGUUACUCAAUAUAGAAAAGUAUCAAAAUCAGUUGCAAGCCAAAGGUCUACUUCCAAAAAAAACUGAAACUAGAGACCUGAUUGGCAGCAGAUGGCUGAUUAAGGAGGAACUAGAAGAAAUGUUAGUGGAAAAACUGUCAGAUCAAGAUUAUAUGCAGUUCAUUCGGCUGCUGGAAAAGUUAUUGACAUUGCAGUGUGGUGCUGCUGAGGAAGAAUUUGUGCAGGGGUUUCGCAGAAGUGUAACUAUUCAAUCAAAAAAGCAGCCGAUUGAACCCGUGCAGUAUGACGAGCAAGGAAUGGCCUUUAGCACAAGCGAAGGUAAAAGAAAGAGUGCAAAAGCCGAAGUAGUUCUUUAUGAACAUGGAAGUGGAAGGAUAAAAGUAAAUGAACUUGAUUAUCUGCUUUACUUCCCAGUAACACAGGACAGAGAACAGCUCAAGUUCCCUUUUCACUUCCUUGACCGACUUGGCAAACACGAUGUGACCUGCACAGUCUCAGGGGGCGGAAGGUCGGCGCAGGCUGGAGCCAUACGCUUGGCGAUGGCAAGAGCCCUGUGCAGCUUUGUCACCGAGGAUGAAGUCGAGUGGAUGCGACAAGCUGGACUCCUCACUCCUGAUCCACGUAUCAAAGAACGGAAGAAGCCGGGCCAGGAGGGAGCCCGCAGGAAGUUUACCUGGAAGAAGCGCUGAGUCGUUCACAGAAAGAAGAGGAGUGUGUGACUGUCGGGGACAGACAUGCGUAAAUCACGACUGACCAGUGUCAGGCCAGCACUGUCAGAAACUGUGUUGAGUUGUAAAAUGAUUUAUUUUUCAAUGCUGCUUUGUAAACGUGACCUUUAAAAAAUAAAAAGUAAAAAAUGUUA